AUGGCUAGGGACGCUCCCAGCUGUCCGAGGAGGGUUUUGUCGUGCGCACGGUGCCGGAAACGUAAGAUCAAAUGCGACAGAGUCAUUCCAGUAUGUGGCCAAUGCAGUGCGGCGAAAGCCACUUGUGCUGGCUUCAGCAACGCCAACCAGGACAUUGACGUGCCUCGAAGCGUCGUUCAGUUUCUUGAGUCCGCAAUCGCCAAGCUUGAGAUUGAGCUCUCAACUGACGCACAACCAUCGCUGCCGUCUACCUCUCCUGUACAUGCGACCACAGACUCAGUACGGACCAAUACUCUAAGGACAGCUCAAGUGCUGGGCAGAGAUGGUGGACCAGAGGCUGAGUUCAUCAACAGCCCGGCCAUAUCUGCCAUUGUCGGGGCCACCACACCAAUUGAUCCCAGCUUAACGGAUCUGGUAUCUCGAGUGCGCAUGGGUCUGACCCCCUCCUCCGUCCUCCCAGCAAUAUCAGGCACAAGUCCAGAAGGUCGUCGUGGGGUCGUGUCAGUCUCUGUCGACAGCAAUCGCGUGGAAUGCUCGACUCUGUUGACCUUACCAGACAAUGUCAUCAACGCUCUUACGCGCAAGUUUGUGCGGCAUGUGGUGCCACAGAUGCUAUCCUACUUGCAACAGAGAUCACGGACCACCUUAACGCCGUACUUGCCAAAUUACGCAAAUCAGAGGCUGGCAGAUCCGCCGAAUGCGUACAGCCAUCAUUCGACUUUCUGGUGA
This is a messenger RNA of Cyphellophora attinorum, 729 nucleotides long. RefSeq lists its product as uncharacterized. Gene Ontology annotation, biological process: positive regulation of transcription by RNA polymerase II. Lineage: Eukaryota; Fungi; Ascomycota; Eurotiomycetes; Chaetothyriales; Cyphellophoraceae. The coding region runs from base 1 to 729 and encodes 242 amino acids. Gene Ontology annotation, molecular function: DNA-binding transcription factor activity, RNA polymerase II-specific; zinc ion binding; sequence-specific DNA binding. The transcript is spliced from 2 exons. The record is from RefSeq and is a predicted model, not a curated record.